UUACAUAAAUAAAAAUUUCAUUGAGAGGAAACCAGUCACUAAAUUGUUGUGGUUAGUUUCCAAGAUGGACGCCAAGAAACACAAGUUGAAAUACGAUUGAAUGGAUCUGUAUUCACCGGGAUGAAUGUAUUCGAAGCCAGUGUCAUGUGGAAAGUGUGUGAUUACGUGGAAGCAGUACCCAGCCAUCAAGGCACAUCAGUGUGAUAGGUAAUCAAGUUAAAUCCUGAGGAUAAUGUCACAGAAUGGAAUGCCACAAGAUUUCCACCACUACACCCCACAACAUCCCCUUCCUGGACCCAUACAGGAGAUGCCACGAGGGGAGACGGUGUGCCAGUACUGUGGAGUCAGCUAUCUCAUACACAAUGAAAUCAAAGCCCUGGAAGAAAAGUUGGCAGCUGCAGAGGAAGAGCUACAGCAUCUCCGUGGGGGGCCAAAGCGGGAGGAGGAAUUGACGAGUCAGCUGAAUCAACAACGCGACAUCAUCACGCUGCUCAAGGCUGAGGCAGCUCACAAGGAUGAAUGCAUCUCAGGUCUACAGAACGUGAUUCAGUCGAGUGAGGAGAAGCUCAAUGCCAUCCAGCAGGGUCAGAAUGACAUCAGUCAGACUGCGGAGAAACUCAGGAAGCAUAAUGUAGAUCUGUGUGAUCAGCUGCGGAGAACGUCCUCAUCUCUAAAACAGCAUCGAACAGAGAUAACAUCUCUCAAGGAACAGAUGAACCAACAGAAGACUGACAGCAGCGAACUCAUCAAGACAAUAUCCACACAGAUCCUGCAGGCAUGGCAAGCCUAUGCUAAAAGUGGGGAGGAGAUGGAGUCUCGGAUGGGCGUCCUGCAGAUGGAGAACAAUGUGCUCACCCAAUCCUCCAAGACACUGAAGACGGAGCUGGCCGAACACAAGGUCAAGGUCGACAGACUGAACACAGUCCAGGCACAGUGUGACAAGCUGACAGAUUCGGUGUCAAAGUUGACCAGUGAGGUGUCCAGUCUGACGUCCACCAACAGGCAGCUCAGUAUGGAGGCUCAGCAGUUCCAGGAGCAGCUCAGACUGAAGACGAAGGAGUCAGAAGACCAUCUGACUCAGAGUCGGAGGCGGGACCAGCAUCUGGAGACAGCUCUCAGUCAAGUGACCCAGGAGCUGCAGGAGAAGAUCGCGGACCUGGCGGCCUGCAAGAAGAAGCUGAAGGACAUGGAGAACAGAUUUGUGGAGCAUCAUCGCAAGGAGGAAGAGUUCAACUCCCGGACCGCUGCAACCAUCAAUGAGAGUAAAGAACUGAAGGAGGCAUUGACUCGACUACGUGGGGACAUGGAGGCGCUUAAAGACGAGAGGGAGUUGAUGAUCACAGCCCAUCACAACCGUAUUGAACAACUAAGGGAGAGCUUCAAGAACAAGCUGGCAGAAACAGAACACUGGCCAGAGAGACUGGAACAAGCCCUGAAGUCGGAGCGUGAGAAGCACCAGGUGGAGAUGACCGUCUUCUCACAGAACCUCAAGGAUGACUUCGUGUUGGAACUUCAAGUAGAGAAAGACAAGUAUGAUAAGCUGGUGGAGAAAUACCAAUCUGAGCAUCGAGGCAAGAACUCGGAGGUUGAGCAGCGUCUGGUGGAGCAGCAGAACCAGCAUGAGCGAGACAUCACCAACAUGAGGAUCAAGAUGGACUCGGAGCUGAAAGUUCUCCGGGAGGAGCUGGCCCGUGCCGUGGAGACAGAGCAGGAUCUGAGGAAGGAGGUGGCCAGUCUCAAGGCCAUCAUAGCCAACCUUGAGAACAGACUCGGCUUGCUGAGUGAGGGCAGUGUGGAGGAGAUGCAGACGCUGAAGGAGAUGCUGUCACAGAUGCGUCUGAACCUGGACCAGCAGAAGGACCAAGUCCGGGGCACAGAAGCCAGACUGGCCGAGGCCAUGGAGGAGAACCUGUUCCUGCAGGAGACAGUGAGGAAGGAGUGUGAGGAGAGGUUUGAGCUGACGGAGGCUCUCAGUGACGCCAAGCGCGAGCUGCUGGAACUGAAAAGGCCGGCAGGUGGAUACCCCUCAUCAGCAGGAUCGCAACGCAGUGGUUACCAUGGCAACAUCCCUCGAAAGACUGGCAGUGUCAUCAGUCUCGCAUCCGUCCCCAGUCAGCCGGUGUCUGCCCGCACCAACACAACGCCACCUAGUGACCAACCAGCUUCAAACAACAUUGGUUACCAUGGCGAGUCUGCUAAGCCCCCCGGUAAGAUACGGGGCGGGAGUGUUGCUGAGAACAGGAGGAGAAUUGCUACUAUUCUUGGGAAGAGAUGAUGCAGGCCAGAGAGGGAGGAAGACAGCACUGUGGUUGCGGAAGCAGGUUUAUAUGAACUGCCAUGGUCUUCCAUGUGUUGUAUAGGCUGCCAUGCUCCAGGAAUGAAUCUCCUAGCUCUUUGAGAUGGAUCCCAUUUUCCAGUAUUCUGAAUUAUCGGUUCAGAUAUUUUGCUCAAUUUGAAGAUCUGCAAAGUUGGUAUCCAUAUUUAGGAGUGACAAUAUGACUGUGAUAAUGUCCCUUCGUUGAAAUAACAUUAAUAGAAGUGGUUUGCAAUUCAAAAUUGUCUUUGAGGCUUCAGAUGUUCCUGCUUUAGAGAAGUCAGUGAUAUGGCAUCAUAUAUUUGCCCAUAGAAUUGUGAUGGUUCACAAGUUGGGACAUCACAGAUUUACCAUUCAGACGGACAAAGAGACAAAAUGCAAUGUUGCUUCAAACAGUAUCUGUCAUAUAUCUGUGUCUAAACAGAUACUGUUUGAAGUAACGUUUCUCACUAACUCACUCUCUGAUUGUCAUUCCACACUGAACUGGACUUGGAGUCCACACUAAGCCAGACUUUGUUUGAGUCCACACUAAGCCGGACUUUGUUUGAGUCCACACUAAGCUGGACUUUGUUGGAGUCCACACUAAGCUGGACUUUCAGUCUAAACUAAACACAUAAUAUUUCUUGUGCAAGACUUGUUUCAUACCAAGAUAGAUAAGAGUGUUGCACUAUAAGUGAAGUAUUUAGCUGUCCACUUUCUGGUUGAGGGAAUUCAGAAUCACCUCUAUCAAGAUAUCGAAACCAACAGGUGAGAAGUCAAACUUAAACAUUUUGCAUUAUAUUUCAUUGUUUAAAUCAGACCUCAUCUCAUAUUCAUCUUGUCUUUAUUAGACAAAUGUGUAAUUUUCAUCACAUAUGUUUAAUUGAUGUAUACCCACUCAUGUCAUACACCGUCCAAUUGAUGGAUCACUUGGUGAUGUAUCAAACCAAUGACAAAUGUUUCAUUGUUAUAUUUUUAUACCUGUUAGCGUCUUACAUUCUUCCAUCUACAACCCCUCCUGGUGUCGAUGUUCCUCACUCACUCACUCACUCACUCACUCACCCACCAACCAACCCUCUC
Haliotis rufescens (red abalone) is the source of this 3373-nucleotide messenger RNA. RefSeq names its product centrosome-associated protein CEP250-like. Bases 233 to 2275 code for a protein of 680 amino acids. Lineage: Eukaryota; Metazoa; Mollusca; Gastropoda; Lepetellida; Haliotidae. The record is from RefSeq and is a predicted model, not a curated record. The transcript is spliced from 17 exons.